AAAGAGCAGCCCGGUGAGGUUAACAGAACUGAGCAAACAUGAAGAAGCAGCUAUCGUGUUUUGCUUUAGCCGGUGCUAUUAGAUUGCUGUUAAUGACGUCUGACUAUCAAACUUUAAUCACCGAUCGAGUGGAAGUUUCGACUGCAUUGAACUCUUGGAAAAAAGUUACAGAGGGAGUGUACUUGCACAAUGCAGGAAUUGAUCCUUACAGUGGAGAAUUAUUUCAUGAAAGCCCAAUAGGGCUCCUUGCAUUUUCAUUGAUGCAGAAAUACUUGUCAAUAUUUGCACUGCAUGUAUUAUUUAUCAUCACUGAUUUGGCAACAGCUUGGAUCCUUGCUUCGACAGCACAAUUAUAUAUGGCGGAGCUAAUUGCUAGAGAGAAAGAAGAAAAAUCACAAUUGCCAGCUGAAAAGGCAAAAGACAAUAUAUGUAUAUCAGUUAGAGACACUGCAUCAGCUUCUAUUCUAUACGUGCCUGCAACAUACUUACUAAAUCCUUUUAUAGUGCUCAAUUGUGUCGGACUUACCACUACAGUAUUCACUAACUUUCUUUUUGCAUUAACUCUCUUCUCCAUAAUAAGGCGUUCUGUCUUCUGGAGUUGUCUGUCCAUAGCAUUGCUAACUCUUCAAGGACUGUACCCUGUAACUCUGAUGGUACCUGCAACAAUUUACAUUGCUGGUAAAAAUUCGCAAACAUGUAAAGUAGCUGUAGCAAAAAUUAUCCUUACUUUUCUUACGUUGCUAGUUACAUUGCUAUAUGCUUCAUACUAUAUCAUGGGUAGUUGGUCUUUUCUUUGGAAUACAAUCGGAUUCAUUCUCAUAGUUCCUGAUUUGAGACCUAACAUAGGCCUUUAUUGGUACUUCUUCACUGAAAUGUUUGAACACUUCAGAUGGUUAUUCGUUGCUUCAUUCCAAAUAAACGUAGGACUAUUGUACAUAGUUCCCCUUGCAUUAAGAUUACGUCAGGAUCCUAUGCUCCUAGCAUUUUCAUACCUAGCUAUUGCUGCCAUAUUUAAAUCCUACCCUUGUCUGGGAGAUGUUGGAUUUUACAUGGCUCUGUUACCAAUGUGGAAGCAUCUGUUUCGCCAUAUGCAGCAAGGAUUCAUCGUAAGCUGCUUCCUACUGUUUUGCACAGUAUUCGCACCCACUGUUUGGCAUCAAUGGAUAUAUUCCAGAUCGGCUAACGCAAACUUCUACUUUGGAGUCACAUUGGCAUUUGCUGUUGCCCAGAUUUUUCUGUUAACUGACAUUUUAUUCGCAAGUGUCAAACGAGAAUUUGCUCUUCGUUAUGGUCUCUCUAGGGAAGUUAAUGGAAAUAAAGCUAAGUUGUUAUUAGAAUAAAUAAACGCAAGCAUAGAAUGUUACAUUGGGCCGAUGUCAAUAGUUGCUACAGUAAAUUAAGAAGUACAUGAACAAAAUAAUAGUUUAAGGGAUUUCAUGUAAUUUUUGGAAAUAGCAUGAAUAAACCAAAAUCUUUUAGUA
This is a messenger RNA of Cephus cinctus (wheat stem sawfly), 1481 nucleotides long. RefSeq names its product phosphatidylinositol glycan anchor biosynthesis class U protein (gene PIG-U). The record is from RefSeq and is a predicted model, not a curated record. Gene Ontology annotation, biological process: protein localization to cell surface; attachment of GPI anchor to protein. The transcript has 4 exons. Gene Ontology annotation, cellular component: GPI-anchor transamidase complex; membrane. NCBI's taxonomy places the organism in Eukaryota, Metazoa, Arthropoda, Insecta, Hymenoptera, Cephidae. The coding region runs from base 39 to 1340 and encodes 433 amino acids.